Agrilus planipennis (emerald ash borer) is the source of this 1699-nucleotide messenger RNA. Its product is annotated as J protein JJJ1-like. The transcript has a single exon. Bases 44 to 1507 code for a protein of 487 amino acids. The record is from RefSeq and is a predicted model, not a curated record. Lineage: Eukaryota; Metazoa; Arthropoda; Insecta; Coleoptera; Buprestidae.
UAAAAUAGUGUCAAUCACAUUAACAGUAGUUAUAAAAAUCGAAAUGGACAUCGAAGAGAAGCAGUGCAUAUUUCCGCCUAUAGUUUCUCCCAGGAAAUUAAAAUACACCGGAACGUACAGUUUCAAAAAAUCUUCUGGCAAGGAAGAAAGCGAAAUUACUUUAAAACAUGCGUUGUUUGAAAUGGAUGCCACUUUUCAUGAAUUACAAAGGUCGUUCGAUGACUUCAAGUAUGAGCUGGAAAAUGGAAUCAAAAAAUCAAAAGCUUUGGAAAAGUAUACCGGCCUAAUUGAGGAAAUUCACAACGAAGUUCCACUUCUUCAAGGUAAAGAUAUUGAAAAUUCUUCAACAAUUGGUGAAUGCAAAAAGCUAAAGGAACAUAGCGGUGGUAAAGGAAGAAAGAUAAUUACCUACACUGACUGGUUUAAAAGGGAAAUGGAAACGGGGAAGGAUGAGGAGAGAUUUUCCAAAGAAUACGAAAAAACAAUCAAAAAAGAACUACAAGUUAUUUAUCAACUCGAUAAGCAAAUAAAGGAAGUAGAAAAAUCAUUUAAGGAAAUGAAAGAAGAAAACACUCUUUGUGGAAAAUGGGAAGUAAUCCAGAAUUUAUCAAAAAAUUCAAACUAUCAGUCAGGUAGUAAACUUUUCAAGCGCUUUCGCAAUAUGGAGGUAGAUGAAUUGGGUUACGAAUGUGAAAGUAAAUACGAUCACCUAGAAGAGGAGACUGUACUACAGCCUGUUAGAGACUUUAAAGAGAUUGAAAGAGCAGAGAAACCUAACGAAGAGGAAACAGAAACAAAAUCUGAACAAAACAGAUCUGUCCAAGAAAUUCAUGAAAAUAAAACUACAGAAGAAUCUAAAGAAGAUACAGUAAUAGAACACAAGUCAAAGAACGACGAUUCACAAAAAAGUUACUGCCAGUCAUUUAUUCAUCGUAAUAUUGAAUUGGCUAAAAGUUACUCCACUGUUUCCGUUCCUCUGACCGAUGAAGAAAAGAGCCGUCUAGAAACUUUGUUAUCUGAAAUUGACGAGAAUGAAGAUGUAGUAAAUCCUUAUCAAUUGGAACAACUUAAUUCAUCCUGUAACCAACAAAUGUGUACAGCUGACAAAUCCAAGGUGAAAACUAAAGAAAGACAUUCCCUUCAAACUGAGAAUGAUGAAGCCAGAGUUUUUCCAAAUGCUUUCAGACUUUCAGAUGAAGAUCAAAAAGCUUUAAAUGAAAUAGAACGCAAGCUUAGUGGAAUAUCUGGCACAAAGUCAACAUUGAAAUUGGACGAAGAAGCUGAAAUAGAGGAAAAGAUAUUAGAAGAUGAGAAGCAUGGAAAACUUUGGAAACAUGAGCAAUUGCAACUGCGUUUAGAUCAAAUAGAGCAACGUCUAGCUAAUCUUACAGCAAUUGAAGCUAACGAUGGUAUUACAAAUCCACAAAAUGAAAAUGGCGACGAUUUAGAACCUUCUACAACUACCAGCGAUAACAGUUCAACUCAUGAAAAGAAUGACACUUCGUAAUCAACAUUUACAAUUUCGUUAUAUUUUAAUUCAAUAAAUUAGUGUUUUUUGAUCAAAGGUGGAAAUGUAACUUCUGUAUGAACAGGAACAUGUUUUUUUCGAGCAUUGGUCGCAUGCAAUCGAUUUUAAAAAAGAAACUGACGUAACCAAACCCAUCCCUAACUUAAUUUAAUACAGUAACAAUCUGUUCUU